AUGGGCAGACUCUGUGGGCUGUACGAAGAGGUGAUUGGGAGGCCUCCAGCGAACAACGCACAACUGCCUCCUCCCCAGAGACCACCCAUACCCAUCACCACAGAGCUGCCCGGCGUUUCCAAACGGCGCUCCCCAACUUGUGCCCUUCAACAGACGGCUGCUUCCCUCCUGCAUGAGGACCACGGUGGAAACCUGCAGAUCUACGUUGACGGCUCGGUAAUGCCGGACACAGGCUCGUCGACUGCGGCCUGCAUGGUGCCCGCUUUGGGGAAGAGCAAGCAGUGUCGCCUCCCCAACCACGCGACGUCAACAGCGGCAGAGGUAGCAGGCCUUCACCUGGCUGUGGACUUACUCGCAGAGGAGCUGCAAGUGACCCCAGUGACCAUCUACUGCGACUCCAAGGCGUCACUCCUCAGCCUGCAGAGGCCAGAAAGGGCCAGCCUCGGGGUUGCCCUGCUCUCGUCAAGGCUGAUGGCGCUCCAGGAAGCGGGCUGCUCAGUAUCCCUGCACUGGCUUCCAGCCCACGUAGGGAUACCGGGCAACGAGGAAGCAGAUGCACUGGCAAAGCGUGCCCACAACUGCGUGGUCCCGCCCAGCCUGGCAGUGACAGCCAGUGAUUUCACAUGCCACAGGCUUCGGCGCCAUCUGCUGGCCUGCCAUCCGGACAAGCGGAUGUCCUUGGGCCGCCCUCCGCGACCACUUCCACAGCGCGGCCUCGCACGCAGGGAGACCUCCCUCCUUCUGCGACUGAGGAUUGGCUGCUGUUGGACGGGUGCUCGCCGCCACCGGCACGGCCUCAUCGCCUCUUCAGCCUGUGCCUCCUGUGGGGAGCCCGAGACCCUGGAGCACCUCCUGCUGGCCUGCCCUGCCUACCUGCAGCAGCGUGACCGUCUCCUGCAGGAGUUCCGACGACUGGGGCUUCCUUCUACACGACAGGAAGACAUCCUCUUCCCUGGUCGUAGCGAGCUACCAGCCCUCCUGAGUGUCGUCGAGUACCUCGACUCGUCGGGGCUCUCGGCGAGACUCUAG
This is a messenger RNA of Dermacentor albipictus, 1029 nucleotides long. RefSeq lists its product as uncharacterized. Gene Ontology annotation, biological process: DNA replication, removal of RNA primer. The record is from RefSeq and is a predicted model, not a curated record. Gene Ontology annotation, molecular function: RNA-DNA hybrid ribonuclease activity; nucleic acid binding. Lineage: Eukaryota; Metazoa; Arthropoda; Arachnida; Ixodida; Ixodidae.